This is a messenger RNA of Lingula anatina, 641 nucleotides long. Its product is annotated as gamma-aminobutyric acid type B receptor subunit 2. Gene Ontology annotation, molecular function: G protein-coupled GABA receptor activity. The record is from RefSeq and is a predicted model, not a curated record. Gene Ontology annotation, cellular component: G protein-coupled receptor heterodimeric complex; membrane. Lineage: Eukaryota; Metazoa; Brachiopoda; Lingulata; Lingulida; Lingulidae. Gene Ontology annotation, biological process: G protein-coupled receptor signaling pathway; gamma-aminobutyric acid signaling pathway.
UGUUUCAGGAGGCAUCCGGAGGGACGUCAAGAUACUCAUACGCACACAACCAUCUUAUCAGAGGUUUAGAUAGCGCAGAUGUUCAAAUCGUCAAAUCGGAAAGCUUCAGUACCGACCCCACUGUGGCGGUGAGAAGUCUUAAGGACAGCGGCGCCAGAAUUUUCCUAGGUAAUUUCGCCGAAGUCAUGGCUCGGAAGGUUUUUUGUGCGGCCUACAAAGAGGGCUUGUACGGGCCCAAAUACGUCUGGAUAGUGCUGGCAGGGUUUACAUCCAGAUGGUGGAUGGAUCCCCCCGAGGACACAGAGGACAUCGACUGUUCGCCAGAGGAGCUUCAGGAGGCCUUUACCUAUGCCUUCGGUACAGACAUUCCAGAGCUGACAAGCGGCCAAGGCGAUACUGUGGCUGGAUUGAAACCAGAGGAGUAUUUAACCGAAUACAACAAGGCCCGCAAUACGACCUACGCUCGCUUUCAUGGUUACGCAUAUGACGGUGUUUGGGCCAUUGCUCUUGCAGUACAAAAGCUGUUGCGGGUGUACAAAGGCAGUCUUCCUCUACCGAAAGAUAACCCAACCCCUUUUAUGUCAGAGUUGUUCGAACUCAUGAUGAACACCACGUCGUUCAAGGGUGUAACGGUACAGUGA